GUUUCAGCUAAGAAGACUAGGAAGGAGAUUAAGGAGAAGAACAAGAUGUUCCACAUUGUUCACUCCCUCCCCUUAAAGCACCUCUCACUACCCUUCCACUCUUUUGUUCCUCCCAAAUUCAUUGUUCCUUUGAAUAGGAACUUUUCUUUCAUUUUUCCAACUUCUCUCUCUGUCAGAUGCAACCACUCCAACAUCGUGGAACCCUUCCCACCACUGCCUCAAUAUCCCUCGGUUGCAGAAUUGCCGCAAAGGGUGUACGCAGAUUACUCUGUUUAUACAGCGAAGGGUGUGCUCACCUUGACUCCUAAACCUCCGGAAUUUGAAUCAAAAGCUUCUGGGGCGUUUGGGGUGUCUAGGGAAGGUUAUAUGUUGCUCCAGUUUGCUCCUUCUGUUGGUACCGAAGAAUCCAUAUAUGAUUGGAACCAAAAGCAGGUAUUCUCACUUUCUGUAAGUGAAAUGGGGACUCUAAUUAGCCUUGGUGCAAUGGAGUCUUGGGAAUUUUCUCGUAAGACUGCUAAGGCAAAAAGCAAUGGAAUUGAAGUUAGAAAAGUUUUGAAAGUGGAGCCACUUCUGGAUGCUACUGGUCACUCAUUUAGCUUAAGUGUUUAUAAAAAACCUGCGAACAUGGAGGAAAUUGAGGAAAACAUCUAUCUCCCUAUUACAAGGGCGCAGCUAGCAGUUUUAAGGUCAAUUUUCAAUUAUAUCGUGCCGUACCUUCUAGGUUGGAAUGCAUUUGCAAGCACCAUAAAGGCAGAGGUAUAUAGUCAAAUGAACAGUGCCAACCCCAGAUACAGUGCAAAUAAUGAAUGGAACAGAUAGUGAUCAUCACUUCAUCACUUACUGUAGACAGUUAGUUACAAAACCCUAUGCUACCUUCUCAACUUUGAAAUGUGUUGAAUCUUUUCAUUCUGAUAGCAUAGUUUUUUGAGUAUCAUUGUUAGAACACUCAGUUUUAAUUUAUUUAUUUACUUUUAUUCCUUUC
Molecule: messenger RNA, 982 nt
Organism: Vigna radiata var. radiata (mung bean)
Lineage: Eukaryota; Viridiplantae; Streptophyta; Magnoliopsida; Fabales; Fabaceae
Product: single-stranded DNA-binding protein WHY1, chloroplastic
Exons: 7
Coding region: 46-819 (257 amino acids)
Biological process (GO): regulation of DNA-templated transcription; defense response
Molecular function (GO): single-stranded DNA binding
Source: RefSeq, a predicted model, not a curated record